GGGCGGCUUGGUGGGUGCUGGGCCCGGAGGCACGUGCGCAGGGGAGAAAGCGGGAGCUCCGCGGGUUCGGCCUCCCUUUCCUCCCCACCCCCCACCAAGGGAGCAGUUCCUCUUCUGGAAGGGACGCCUGGGGGCGGCUUCGUCCUGCCCCCCUCCUCCUCCCCCGCUCUCGAGUAAAAAAGUUUUGUGACUUCAGCCGCUUUUAUGACUUCAGCCGCUUGGAGGAUCAUAGCAACCCCUAUGAGCUGGUGCGGCCUCUCCGCCGUCGGGCCUGGUGACGGGGAAGGGCAGCCGUUAAUCCCCCAGAGUGGCCGCUGGUGUAGCAGGAUGUCCUGCUUCGCGCAAGGCGCGGCCUUCAUCCCCACGUUCCUGGUCUCCUGGUCGUCGGCCGCCUUCAUCCUCUCCUACGCGAUCGCCGUGCUCAGCGGCCAUGUGGAGCCGCUUUUCCCCUAUAUCAGUUAUUCUCUGUGUUGUCAGGACCAAACUCACUUUUGUAUUGCAUUAUUGGUCUUUAAGACAAUUUGUGUACAUUUUUCUCAUUUAUUUUUUUCAGGUGCACUUACAAUGUACAUAAAAUAUUUAAUUGUAAAGAAACAAAACGAAGUGACUCAUUUUGUUUCCCCUUGUUUCAACUUAUUGACAUUGUACGUUGGAAUUCUGGGUUCUAUUGGAUUGGGCAUUGUUGCAAGUUUUCAGGAAUUAGCAGUUCCUGCUGUCCAUGAUGGGGGAGCUCUUUUGGCUUUUGUCUCUGGUGCGGUCUACAUUUUUCUUCAGACAGUUAUCUCUUACAAAUCACGUCCACAAUGGAGCACUCCGUGUGUAUGUCACACAAGAUUAUUUCUCUCCGUAAUGACUUGGGUAGCUGUCAUUCCCAUGAUUGCAUGUGCUUCAUUAAUAUCCAUUACAAAAAUAGAUUGGAUUCCAGGUGAAAAGGAUUAUGUGUACCAUUUUAUAAGUGCAAUCUGCGAAUGGACAGUAGCCUUCGGCUUUGUGUUCUUCUUCUUAACGUAUAUCAGAGACUUUCAGGGAGUUACCAUACAGAUAUCAACAGAAAUUCAGGGAAACCUCUGACCACUUUUUGUUACAGUUAGCUGGAUUGGUGUGUGUGUGUGUGUUAUAAACUGUUGCAAUGGCCAAGAUUGACCUGGCAUCAACUUGAUGCAUCACUGCUGCAAAUUGUUAUAAUUGUUGUCAAGAAAAAAGGUUCUUUUUAAUUUUAGGCUUUUAAUUUUCCUGUGUAACCAAUCUACUAAUAAUCUUUUGUAUUAUAAAUACCUUUUCAGUUUUUUUUUUAAAUAGAGGACCUCUGAAAUAUGUAAUCGCUAAGGAAUAAAUGUUUAUCUACUGUAAUAUCUCCUUUUUAUCUGUUUGGUGAAUAAAGAUAA
Messenger RNA from Notechis scutatus (mainland tiger snake), 1385 nucleotides. The record is from RefSeq and is a predicted model, not a curated record. NCBI's taxonomy places the organism in Eukaryota, Metazoa, Chordata, Lepidosauria, Squamata, Elapidae.